GAUGCACCACUACACGGCUGUGCCGGUCCUGGCAGGAUGACAGUUCUCAAGGCUCUUUCACUGCGGGUCAGUGAGCGGCCCAUUCUGACAGAAAAUUGGAUUAGUACAACGAGCCCUGUUUAAGAAACGAGUUUUAAGAGCGACUCCUCCUUCGUCACGCCAACCCUCGAGACCGUCGGGUGUUUGACCUCUCGCUCAGGUUGUUCUGUAUUAUUGCUCGCCUCGUCCCAACAAUAUCCCGCUCAGUAACCAGCCGCUGCGGACAUGUCAACAUCCAGCGAAUGCAGCUACAGCUAUGAGGAGUACAAAGAAACAGCAGACUGGCUGCUUGCUAACACAGACAUCAGGCCCAAAGUGGCAAUUAUCUGUGGUUCAGGACUCGGUGGAUUGGCUGACCUGCUGGACAACAAGAAUUUGUUUCCUUACGACAAAAUCCCGCGCUUUCCCCACAGCACAGUGCAAGGACAUAAAGGUCAGCUUGUGUUCGGAGAGCUGAAUGGGAAGCAGUGUGUUUGCAUGCAAGGCCGUUUCCAUUUCUACGAGGGCUAUAACUUUGCCACGGUCACCUAUCCAGUAAGAGUGUUUUUCCUUCUCGGGAUUGAGACUCUGAUUGUGACCAAUGCUGCUGGAGGGCUCAAUUCUGAAUUUGAAGUGGGUGACAUCAUGCUUAUCAAAGACCAUAUCAAUAUGCCUGGAUUUGCUGGGCAAAAUCCCCUGUGUGGACGCAAUGAGGAAAGAUUUGGAGUGCGCUUUCCCUGCAUGUCUGAUGCUUAUGAUAGAGGCUUGAAACAGUUGGCCAGGGACACUGCCCAAAAACUGGGCUGUGCCUCUUUCCUUCGGGAGGGUGUUUACUGCAUGUUGGCUGGACCGUCCUAUGAGACAAUUGCAGAAUGCAAUGUUUUAAAGCAGCUUGGGGCGGAUGCUGUGGGUAUGAGUACCGUUCCAGAGGUGGUGAUCGCUCGGCACUGUGGGAUGCGUGUGUUUGGACUCUCCCUAAUUACCAACAAGGUAGUGACUAACUACGACAGCAAUGAAAGGGCUAAUCAUGAAGAGGUCCUGGAAACCACCCGUAUGCGAACCCAAGUCCUGCAGAAGAUAGUCAGCAAUUUAGUGACAAAAAUGUAGCAUAACCAGCAACUACAUUUACUGUAAAAAAAC
Messenger RNA from Rhinichthys klamathensis goyatoka, 1158 nucleotides. RefSeq names its product purine nucleoside phosphorylase 6 (gene pnp6). Gene Ontology annotation, molecular function: purine-nucleoside phosphorylase activity. The record is from RefSeq and is a predicted model, not a curated record. Gene Ontology annotation, biological process: nucleoside metabolic process. Bases 265 to 1125 code for a protein of 286 amino acids. Lineage: Eukaryota; Metazoa; Chordata; Actinopteri; Cypriniformes; Leuciscidae. Gene Ontology annotation, cellular component: cytoplasm. The transcript has 6 exons.